CUUAAACGGGGAAACCCUUGAACCAUUAUCAAACUGUACUCUCAUUCGUUUCCGCGCCGCGUGCUCUCUCUCUCAGAUUGAUCCCUCCCCCAAAGUUAAUUUCAGUAGCAAUCAUGGCUGACGAAAACAAUGAGAUGAAGGAGGUCAAGGACGAGCAAGAACUCGCACCCUUUGAUCCAACCAAGAAGAAGAAGAAGAAGAAAGUUGUCAUUCAAGAUCCCAUCGAGGAACCAACUGAGGCACAAGCGGAGACAUCUGAUUCAUUGUCUGCUAAUGAUGGCCUUGAUGGCCCUUCUUUUGGAACCAAGAAGAAAAAGAAGAAGAAGCCUGUUGAAUCAAGCUUAUUGAAUGAAGAAAGUGUUGAUGCUCCAGAAGAUUUGGAAGAGAAUGCUAAUGACGAGGAAGAUGCAGAGGGAAUAGAUUUGCAGCAGCAGCAGCAACGUUACCCCUGGGAGGGAAGCGACAGGGAUUACAUAUAUGAUGAGCUUCUUGGUAGAGUCUUUAACAUUCUCCGUGAGAACAAUCCGGAGCUUGCUGGAGAUAGGCGUCGUACAGUUAUGAGGCCUCCUCAAGUUCUUCGUGAAGGGACAAAGAAGACAGUGUUUGUCAACUUUAUGGACCUUUGCAAGACGAUGCAUCGUCAGCCGGAUCACGUGAUGAAUUUCUUGCUUGCUGAGCUGGGAACCAGUGGUUCUCUUGAUGGGCAGCAAAGAUUGGUUGUCAAGGGAAGAUUUGCACCCAAGAAUUUUGAAGGGAUAUUGCGUCGUUAUGUCACUGAGUACGUCAUUUGCCUUGGUUGCAAGAGUCCGGACACAAUUCUCUCAAAAGAGAAUCGUCUCUUCUUUCUCAGAUGCGAAAAGUGUGGAUCUGGAAGAUCUGUGGCGCAGAUCAAAGCUGGUUUUGUUGCUCGUGUUGGUCGCAGGAAGACUUGAGAAAUUGGUCGGUGAAGUGAGUGGUCUUUUUGUUUUGGGAAACUAAAGAGCUUUUGUUGUGGAGUUGAAAUACUUGUGUUGUUUUUGUUUCUGUGUUGUUUUUGUUUCUGAAUAUGAUUCAUAAUCUCCAGAAUUAACUUCACAUCAUAUAUGGAAUAUGAAUAAAACCUUCUACUUCGUUAGAUU
This is a messenger RNA of Brassica oleracea var. oleracea, 1118 nucleotides long. RefSeq names its product eukaryotic translation initiation factor 2 subunit beta. Gene Ontology annotation, molecular function: translation initiation factor binding; translation initiation factor activity; mRNA binding. Gene Ontology annotation, cellular component: eukaryotic translation initiation factor 2 complex. Gene Ontology annotation, biological process: formation of cytoplasmic translation initiation complex; translational initiation; formation of translation preinitiation complex. The transcript is spliced from 10 exons. The record is from RefSeq and is a predicted model, not a curated record. Bases 114 to 932 code for a protein of 272 amino acids. NCBI's taxonomy places the organism in Eukaryota, Viridiplantae, Streptophyta, Magnoliopsida, Brassicales, Brassicaceae.